GUCGGGGUCGCGGCCAAGACCAAGGCGCAGCGAGUUCGAAGGCAGAACGCCCGCGGGCAUCGCCCCACACGAGAGGACCCCAGUCCUCCCCAUCUGAGGAUUUAGGCUUCCCCUUACCCCCAGGAGGCUCCCUGCCAAGAUGGCAUCAGCAGGAGACCCCCCCACCAGCCCUCGGGAUGCUGCAGACCAGAACUUUGACUAUAUGUUCAAGCUGCUCCUCAUCGGCAACAGCAGUGUGGGCAAGACAUCUUUCUUGUUCCGCUAUGCCGACGACUCCUUCACACCUGCCUUUGUCAGUACCGUGGGCAUCGAUUUCAAGGUCAAGACGGUCUACAGGCAUGACAAGAGGAUCAAACUGCAGAUCUGGGACACUGCGGGCCAGGAGCGCUACCGUACGAUCACCACAGCCUACUACCGUGGUGCCAUGGGCUUCCUGCUGAUGUAUGAUGUCGCAAACCAGGAGUCUUUUGCUGCUGUGCAGGACUGGGCCACACAGAUCAAGACUUAUUCCUGGGAUAAUGCCCAGGUCAUCCUUGUGGGGAACAAGUGUGACCUGGAAGACGAGCGUGUUGUGGCUGCUGAGGAUGGCCGGAGGCUUGCUGAUGACCUUGGUUUUGAGUUCUUUGAGGCCAGUGCCAAGGAAAACAUCAACGUGAAACAGGUCUUCGAGCGCCUGGUGGACAUCAUCUGUGAGAAGAUGAAUGAAUCCUUGGAACCCAGCUCCAGCUUGGGCAGCAAUGGGAAAGGCCCAGCCCUGGGGGACACUCCACCCCCCCAGCCAAGUGGCUGCAGCUGCUAGAAAUGGUCCCUAACCCGCACCCACUCCCUACGGCCUCAGCAGGGACUGUGAUGGAGCCAUGAGCACAAGGGCUGUUUCUAAACUCAGGGCACUGCCGCCCUUGCCUCCCAUCAGCUGCCCCUUACUCCUGCAUGGCCUGUUCCCUCACCAUGGCCACCAACAGUCCCUGACAUAGGCCUCAGGCCCUGGGGACUCCACAGUGAAGGCAGGGACUGGGGACAUUGACAUGCCUGAACUUGCUGCUUUUCAGGGGUUUUAAUGGCAGUGGUGUGGGCGGCAUGGUCACCCCUGCCUGGUGGAGGGUAUCCAGUGCCUUCUGCAUUAGGACCAUUGUCCAGGGCCAUUCUGUUGUUGGGUAUGUGUUGGACCUUGCUUGAUGUUCACAGGCAAGAUGGUUUGUUUUCUCCCUCAUGUAGUGUGGGUUCUCAGAAUUAAUCUCUGGAGAUAUGGAAGGCAGCUCCUCUUUCUCAGGUCCCCCAAUCUGUUCCCCAAGCCUGUCUGUGAACCUCUUUUAAGACCUCAGUGUGCUGAGGUGGGAGGUGAUUUGGCCUCUGUAGACUCCUCCCUUCUGGCCUGCAGAUCCUCCGCCUGUAAAAACAGUAUUACAGCAGCUUUUCCCAUUGUAAUGGGAUAGGGAGUCAGCCCCCCUCCGCCUUGCUUUCAGGGACCCCAAAAAGUGCCUUCCGAGCUUACCCAGAAUUCUACAUCACCCAUCAUCCAUCACCCUUUUCACUGUUCUGGCUUAUCCACUGAAUUUCUGAUCCAAAAUUGAAUUCUGGAACUACCAAUUGGCUGUGUCAGAUGGAGCAGAGAAUCUCUCAACCGCUGGCAUUCCUGCAUGGGGCUUUUUACCAGUAGUUAACCUCAGAGCCAUGAGCCUCCCGGCCAGGUUCCCCUCCUACCCCCACACCCCUGUUGGCUGGAAGUGUUUGGGGCUUUUUGACUGGUAGUGCUUUAAGCAAUGCCUUUCCACAUCUUACAUCCUGCUAGAAAAGGAAAUUGAGCAAUGUUUAGAAUCUGCCCUUGCUGGAGACUUUCCAAAGUGAGGACUUGGCUCCUCCCGCUUGAGGACCCUUGAACACCUGGUUUGUUUCCUAAGUCAUGUCAUUAGUGAGCCCCAGUGAUGUGACAUUUUCUGCUAAGGUAGGCGUCACUCAAAGGAAUGCUUUGUGCUUGGACCAGAGGGAUGAGGAAGCAGAAUUGUAUAACUGCUAUUUCUUGCACAUCAGCAGCCACAGCUUGGGAUUGGCAGCUUGAUGAAGGGAUGGGCUGGGCUAAGUCCCCCUGGUUGGGGCACAGCACAGCUGGGGAACUCAUGAGGCUAAAAUCUCCAGCUGCUGAGGCUCCUGCUGGGAAGUUAUGUGUAACUUGGGGAUCUACAUUGCAGACACUCCUUUGUCCCCUUUUCCCUGGCUCAGCAGCCCCACAAAGUCAAAACUGAUGGCAUAACACCAUCUGCCUCAGAACACCAACAGACGUGCCAGUUGACCAACACUGUAGCCUUAAACCUCUUCCUUCUCAGGUUAGGUUCAAGUUUAAGUUUAAUAUUACUCUAGAUUAAAUUUCUUCCUAAAAGAUCCUAUUCGCCUCAUACCAAGGACUAGCUAUCCGUAGAGCUUGAAAGUGAGGAUAUCUUUGUAUGCCAACAAAUUAGAUUUCUCACUGUGAAGUGAGUAAGUUGCUGAAAACAUAAAGUGAGUAUCUGAAUGUUUCAGGUGGAAGUCAAGUAUUCUAGUUUUAAUAUAAAAGUGAAAUUAAAGCAGCUAAAAAGUGUAUGCACCACAGUCUAGCGGGAGUCUAAUGUCUAGUGCAUUUUCCUUAAGCUGCUGCCAGGAAGAUGUGGUGGAACAGGGUCGUUAUAUGAGGGACAAACUGACUUGGCACCACCUAUAUGAUAAAAUACAGCUUUGGCUGCUUCAUGUACCUGACUUGGCCUAAGCUUCCUGUUUACACAUGAUUUUUUAACAGUUUGGUUUCAAGUAGCAACUGAGACAACUGCCUCUGGGAAUAAAGUAGGUUAACUUUUUUUGUUGUAAAAAUAGUACAAGUUUUUAUUUUAUGAUGUUUGGGGGCAAUGUUUGACUCCUGAUGGGCUUUAGGAAGCUGAAACUGAUGUCUUCAAAGAUCACUGUGGAGAUAGAAGUUUGUUAAGUUUACAAACAACAAUUAAACCAAAGGCUGUGUGACUUCCCACCUCCCCGGAGACUAAGGCUGUGGCAGCCCUUGAGGUGGUUCUGCACCAGUGCCAUCCCUUCUUACCAUUCACUUUUAGCAAUUUGUCUUUCUAAAGGCAGUUUCAGUGAUUUACAUGUCUGGUUAAGUGUUCUGCUUUUUUUUCUUUCUUCUUUUGGCUUCUCCAGGCAUAAUUUUCUUGUGUCUUUCUCUCCUCAUUAAAAAAAUAUGGGGUAAAGUUUGUUCUCAGUGUCAAGCACUAGUUCCACUGGCUGACUUCUCCCUGAUGAUCCUGAAACACUAUGGUGAGAGCUUUUGACCUGGUCAUUUGUAUCCUGGGUGUGGUUCUGUGUAAGUGAUUCUUUGAUGUCCAUUUAGAAAAACAUGCACUUUUCUCCACAAGGAAAAUUAAAUUAAAGCCAUUAUGCCCAAAUGUGGUGACUUAUUUCCAUUAGUGAAAUGUUUUCAGGAAGAGAUGGGCUGAUUCACAGCCAAAUAGAUGGUUGAUUGAGGGCCAUGCAGCAGAACCUGGAUCAGGCCAUGGAAGCUCUGCUCUGGGGCUGCCUCAAACCAAGCCACAUAGUCACUGUCUUGCUUCUGGAAAAUUCCCCAAUUAAUCCUAGUGAGGUCUGACUUACCCUCAGCAUCCAGAGGAUACCUGUGAGCACUUGAGUUGAGUCAAAUCCCUCCAUUGUUCAAACCUUCCAUGGUUCCCACUUUACCUGGGGUAAAAUCCAAAGUCUUUACCUGCUCACUCCGACCCGUCACCUCCCUACCCUCAACUCUUCCCACUUUCCCUGCUCCAGUCACAUUGGCCUCCUUGACUCUAUUUAGGUAUGCUAGACCCCU
Messenger RNA from Talpa occidentalis (Iberian mole), 3820 nucleotides. RefSeq names its product RAB3D, member RAS oncogene family (gene RAB3D). The transcript has 5 exons. Gene Ontology annotation, biological process: regulation of exocytosis; protein localization to plasma membrane; protein secretion. Lineage: Eukaryota; Metazoa; Chordata; Mammalia; Eulipotyphla; Talpidae. The record is from RefSeq and is a predicted model, not a curated record. Gene Ontology annotation, cellular component: synaptic vesicle; endosome; plasma membrane. Gene Ontology annotation, molecular function: GTP binding; GTPase activity. The coding region runs from base 140 to 799 and encodes 219 amino acids.